Molecule: messenger RNA, 1731 nt
Organism: Frankliniella occidentalis (western flower thrips)
Lineage: Eukaryota; Metazoa; Arthropoda; Insecta; Thysanoptera; Thripidae
Exons: 6
Coding region: 662-1690 (342 amino acids)
Biological process (GO): fatty-acyl-CoA biosynthetic process; long-chain fatty acid metabolic process
Molecular function (GO): long-chain fatty acid-CoA ligase activity
Source: RefSeq, a predicted model, not a curated record
CGGACACCUACCGCGCCGUCGAGCUCGGUGACCGCAGCCAGCAUGCGCCUGUGAUUCUCUUCUCGUCUGGGACGACGGGGAUGCCAAAGGCCGUGAUGCUGCGAGACAGCAGUCUCACGUUGACUUUGGCGAACACAUCAAAGGGGGAUGGAAUACAGUAUUCCGGACAAACCAAGCGUCGGGAAACGAGAGGUGAAGAGUGCCGGUCGGUCGAAACUCUGUCUUAAAUGGCUUCUCGACCUGCUCCCCUGCAAUGGCAAUGGCGUCCGGAGGUAACGGUCCGAAUUUCAAUUUCAAGCUUAAGAGUAUCGUUCAAAAUAAUUUAGCUGAGUUAUUACAGAGGCGAAAUAAUCGAAAACUAGUGGCGUCGCCAACUUGCGCGACAGAUCAGUUGAACAGCAGAGCAAAUGCACAGAUGCAAAAGGUAUGACACAGGUCGGACCAGCACAAUCUUCGUCUCUCGUUUACAGCGCUUACAUUGGUUCCAGGUUCCAGCCCCCAAUUCCCCAGAGCGGCAAGCAAAAGGCUUUCGAGACGAUGUCAUUCAUUGAUUGUGUUACUCAUCAUCAGGAUAUGUUCGGGUGCCUUGUAAGGGUUGACCUGACGAUAUAAAGUGUUCGCUCCCCACAAUGUGCCUGGGGCUCCUCUCUCCACCAAGACAAUGCUCACGCCCAGGAUCGGCUCAGCGAGUGCUGGCAGCAGUGUUGACGAAGGUAAGGCCUCGGACGCCAUGCUUUUACUGACGUCCCCGCUGUGUUGGUUCUCGGGCGUUAUGAACCUUUUCUGGAGCCUGCAGACAGGCAGCACGAGGGUGUUCAUUACACACUCCGACGACCUCGCCGUCCUGUCCGCCAUCGACAAAUAUAAGAUCACUAUCUGGGUGACGGCUCCCCCAAUGCUUUUCACCGGCACAGCAUUCUACAAAAGCAAAAGCAAUCCUGGUUACAGGCUUGACUCGCUUGCGACAAUUUUUGUUGGCGGGUCUGGUUUAAACGCCCAGUUAGAGGAAAGCAUCGAACAGGAUGUAGACUGCAGAAUUGUUCAAGCGUACGCCAGCACUGAAACCGGUUUUAUUUGCUCCCGCUCCCGGCUCAAGUCUUCGGCAUCCCCACAUGGGGUGUUAGGCACUCUUUCGCCCGGCGUGGAGUUCAGGCUGGUGGACGUCGACACGGGUGAGGACAUUCCUACGGACGUGAAAAACGCUGUGGGUGAAGCACGGAUCCGCUCAAAAUACGUCAUGCUGCGCUAUUGCAACAACCCAGAGGAAACCAAAAGGGCCUUUGACGAGCACGGAUUCUACAAGACGGGUGACCUUUUGUACGAAAACGACGAGGGCUCUUAUGUCUUUGUUGACCGCAUGAAGGAAGUGAUCAAGUACAAAAACAACCCGAUUUCGCCAGCUGAAUUAGAGAUGGUGCUCUUGCAGCACUCUGGCGUAAAAGAGGCGUGCGUCCUAGGGCGUGCGUGCACAGCUUCCGGUGAAUUGCCGACGGCGUUCGUGUCCCGGGCAGACAACGCGGCUGGGGCCUCCCUGACCGAGGACGAGCUGCGAGCCAUGGUCGCUGAAAAACUCGCUGACUAUAAGCGUCUGCGGGGUGGAGUCAUCUUCCUCGAUCAGUUGCCACGGACAGUGAGUGGCAAGACUGACCGCCGUAACCUUAAAGAAAUGCUACAGAAAAUAAAAGAGUAAAUAUGCAAAUGAAUAAAUAAAUAAACGAGGGGGCGAUGUAA